GACGGUGUAGAGAGAAAGGUUGAGGCCAGCCUUAUAAUUAUAUUGGAACGCAUACUUUCGCAAGAGCAUUACAAUGACAUAAAAUCCUCAGGGGUUUCCUUCCUUCGUCGGCUGACAAAAAGUCAAUGACAUUCGAGGUCUAUCUUUACUUUCAAGUUUAUUGUCUUGGUGGCCGGAAUACUAGCCAGUGGACCAUCAUGGGAGCUUCCAUAUCGAUAGCGCAGUGCAAGAGCCAUUACAACACGACUGUGGACUGCAGCGUCACCCCGGACGGAUCUGGAGGUUUUCAGACUAUCGCUGGCUAUGGACGCGGCGAAGUCCCUCCCGAGCCGGACAUCGCGGGCAUUGGAAUUGUUUCCGUCUUUAUCGCUGUCGCAUCUUUCGCCUUUGCCAUUGGCGUCUUUGACGUUACAUGGACUAUGGUAAAACAUUGUUCAAGGAAACAUCAACGGAUCAAAACUUCUGGUUUUCAAAGACCACGUUGGGCUAGCAAGUUUAGUCGAUCGAAAUUCUUUCAAGCUCUCGUCAUCUCUUGCAGCGACCAACAGGUCUUCACAGGUGGUGCCUACCUCGUGACCAUUAGGUUUUGGGCAGGCUGUUCCAUAACCGCUUACCACUACAACAUUGUCGCAAACAUGCUACUGAUCACUUGUGCGACGCACCUCAUGUCCGUUGUCAUUUCAAAGAACUACUUCGAAAGGUUCUUUCUCGCUUGUCUACGAGUCUGUUUCAUUACAGCCGUAUUCGCCAUGACUGGACUCUUACUGUCAAACCAGAAUGCCAGCAACGACCUACCUUUUCCAACAAAGGUGCCGCCCAGUAAUGAAACAGAAAGCUUGCUGUUUUAUCAUGCUGUGUGCUUUCAGACUGGGGAAGACAGCAUUGAACAGUUGAAGCACCUCCUACUCGACUCAGUAAGAAAUGGAACAGCGGCGGAGAAGGCAUUAUUCCAGAGCACUCCGGGAAACUACAUUCAGGGCUGGAACCUCUACCUAGUCAUUCUGAUUUGGUACGGUGUCUCCAUUCUUGCAGAGUUGGGCCGAUGCUGUUAUCGAAGUAGGAGAAAACAUCGCGAAGCCGCCGAGAAUAACGGUUGGCGCAAGCACGACAACUAUUUUAUCAAAAUUUUCUCCGGUGUUGGUAAAAUCUCAUACGGAGUAUAUCUUAUUGGCGGAAUAGGCAUCUGCGGAACAACAGUGGUGAUGUCAAGCCUUUAUAUCAUGAGUCUGAGACGUUGGGUGAAAACGUCGCGAUGGCUCGAGCUCAAGGAAGGCGGGCAGAGCGAAGAAGACGAUGCAACCUCCUUUGGGCAGCUUGUGCCAAUUAUCUUGGUGGGAUUGACGGCAUUCACAUUUCUCUCGAUACUGAGCGAAAUGUGUGCCGAAGGUCGCAAGUCUUGCCAAACCAAAGACGGUUACUCAUCAGUCACCCAACAUCGCAAAGGGAGUGGCCGUCUGUGAUGAGAAAAGUCAUUAUCGAUGCGCUCUCUGCUUGACGAGAGAAGCGUACCUAACCGUGUGCAGGAAGGCUGUGCGAUAUGCUUAACUCUCAGGUAUCUGUCAUUACUUACUUGCCUUGCUUGUGCAACCUGAAAAUGCGGCGGAUCAGACGGCGGACGCGUGCGCGAUGAGCGGUUGGAACGGGAACGUUGGAAAUUACACAUGAUAUACUUAAAGAUUGGGAUAUCAUGCUCCCGUA
This is a messenger RNA of Colletotrichum acutatum, 1698 nucleotides long. RefSeq lists its product as uncharacterized. Bases 126 to 1460 code for a protein of 444 amino acids. Lineage: Eukaryota; Fungi; Ascomycota; Sordariomycetes; Glomerellales; Glomerellaceae. The record is from RefSeq and is a predicted model, not a curated record. The transcript has 4 exons.